Emericellopsis atlantica is the source of this 375-nucleotide messenger RNA. RefSeq lists its product as uncharacterized. NCBI's taxonomy places the organism in Eukaryota, Fungi, Ascomycota, Sordariomycetes, Hypocreales, Bionectriaceae. The transcript has a single exon. The record is from RefSeq and is a predicted model, not a curated record. Bases 1 to 375 code for a protein of 124 amino acids.
AUGAACCACCCUUACAUUUUCAACGCGACCGCCGCUUUGAGCACAGUUCUCAUGGGGUUUGGUCUCAGCGCGACGUUUCGCCCAGACGGCCAUCUCAGGAGUUUGGGGUUCCCUGUUCACACAGAGCCCACGGCCAAGAAGCUCAACUCGGCACUCAUGAGCAUUUGGGGCAUACGCAACAUAUCUGUCAGCCUCCUUCUCUUCCUAAUAUGGGCCCAGAAGGACGAGAGCUUGAUGGCCAAAGCCAUGGGGAUCGUCAUUGCGAUUCCCUUUGUGGAUGGAUUCGUGAGCCGCAGACUCAUCGGUUACAACGAAAUGAUGCACUGGUCGUUCAUCCCAAUCCUGGGAAUCACUGCUACGGGGCUAUCGCUGUGA